Molecule: messenger RNA, 5860 nt
Organism: Xenopus laevis (African clawed frog)
Lineage: Eukaryota; Metazoa; Chordata; Amphibia; Anura; Pipidae
Gene: pard3b.L
Product: partitioning defective 3 homolog B
Exons: 20
Coding region: 992-3856 (954 amino acids)
Biological process (GO): establishment of centrosome localization; establishment of cell polarity; microtubule cytoskeleton organization
Cellular component (GO): adherens junction; cell junction; apical junction complex
Molecular function (GO): phosphatidylinositol binding
Source: RefSeq, a predicted model, not a curated record
AGGGAUUCAGUCAGUGGUAUUGCAGAUAUUCACAAGCAAUGUCACUGUUUAUAGAGAAAGAGAGAGCCCUCAUUCUUCCUGCUUGAUUUUACUUCAGGAAUUCCCCCAUUCUCUAUUGCAGCCAUUUUUUUCUCAGUGAGCUUUGUUGGCAGUUUGUAUUUUCCCUCCACACGCAGCUGCCUGCCUUUGGUCACUUUUCUGUCUGUGUCUCUUGUAUUGGCUCCAUUACCACAGCACUGAGAGGGAGGCGGGGCCAAAGUAGUCCCAUUCAGGCAUUGUAUCGGCAACACCCUCCUCUCCCUGCUGUUGCACAGGAGUCUCUCCCUCCUCCCUCUCUAGUGACAUACAAACUUCGUCUGCUCCUCCCAUACUGCAGUGCCUGCCUGGGAAUCCCGGCCCUGAGCCACACUUCUAACCGGGACCUUGUAAAAGCUUCUUAACCCAUGCACCGUCGCAGCAGUCCCAUUCAGCCCCGGAAAUAGCUAAACAGAGCAGGAUAAUCCAGCCCAUCCCGAGAGACCUGCCUGGAGUGGCUUCCUCAUUCCACCUCUCCCCUCCCUUUAAACACACUCUCCUUCCUUCCGCCUCCAUGGGGUUCCUACUGCUCUCUUGGGAGACUUUUAAACUACCUGGAUAAUAAAAAGAAAGGUUUUUAUAUAAUAUUUUUUCAGUUGUUUACAAAAACUUCUCAUUAACUUUGUAAGAAUUUGGGACCCAGCUGGCCAUCCACCUGCAUUUUUCUCCUUUUCUCAAAUUAAGGAUUGAGGCUAAUUAAUGAAACAGUUGCACUUGUUUUCCUCCAUGGAGUAAACCUAAUUAUGGAGCAUGCUGAGUACAAACUAUAACCAUUCCAAGGCUUUGCACCUGUUGCUCCCAGGAAACAACAACAACAACAGCAGCAGCAGAACAGACUGACACUUUGUGUGCAGGGAUUUUGCAACUCUCUAUUUUUUUUUAACCCUUUUUUUGUGCAAAUCAGAAAAGGAAUAAAAUGAAAGUAACAGUUUGCUUUGGGAAGACUGCAAUUGUUGUGCCUUGUAAAGAUGGAAAGAUGAGCGUCAGAGACCUAAUCCAGCAAGCUGCGCAGAGAUUCAUCAAAGCCAAAGAAAAAGAGCCAGGAUACUGGGUAAAGGUUCAUCACCUAGAAUAUCAAGAUGGAGGUAUCUUAGACCCUGAUGAUGUUUUGGCAGAUGUUGUUGAGGACAAGGAUAAGAUAAUUGCUGUGUUUGAUGAACAUGAAGCACCCAACACAAAUGAAGAUGCAGCCAAUGUCAUAGACCAUAGCAGCCCUGACCCAUUUGAAGCAGAAUUAUCAGCUCAGCGUUCUGCCUUCCAGCCACUUCGAGGAGAAAUUGAUGUCACAUCUUCUGCUUUGAAGAUAGGAACUCCUUUACUAGUGAGAAGGAGCAGUGACCCAACUGUGGGACCAGCUGAAUUUCACCCAUCUUCUUCUGCUGAGCAGAAUGUAACUGAUUCAGCACAGGGAUUGUGCAGAGUACUUGCACCAGAUGAACAGAAAGAUCUCAACUGGCAGGAAGAACAUCCUGGAUUACAGAAACCUCCAUAUAAAAUGAGAGAAAUCACCAGAAAGGUAGAGAUUUCAGGGAGUGGAGGACCACUUGGCAUCCAUGUUGUGCCUUUCUAUUCUUCUCUAAGUGGAAGAGCUCUGGGGUUGUAUAUUCGAGGAAUUGAAGAGAGCAGCCGUUCUAAGCGAGAGGGUUUAUUCCAAGAAAAUGAAUGCAUUGUGAAAAUCAACAAUGUGGAACUUAUAGACCGAUCAUUUGCACAAGCACAAGAUAUCUUCCGACAAGCGAUGAAGCAACAAAAUGUGCUGGUAAAAACCGUGCUGCCAGAAAACCGUGACUUGUAUGAAAAGUCUGUCAUUUCUUCACUGUAUCUAUUGGAUGAUGAUAUUGAUGAGGUUCCUGACAUUAAACCACCUCCUCCUCCCACUGUAAAUCGAAAUGUUAAAAUGGCAGAGCAGAUAAAUGGAGUUGAGUCUACUGGAGCCAAAAAACUGCAUCCGCCUCUUAGUCCAAACCAAAUAUCUACAGGCAGCACGUUCUCUUCACCAUCGCUCUCCCCUUUGGGUUUUGGAAACAAGAAAAAUGCUAAGAAAACAAGGAUUGAUCUAACUAAAGGUGCAGAGGGCCUUGGAUUCACAGUUGUCACUAGGGAUUCCACUGUACAUGGGCCUGGCCCUAUUUUUGUGAAGAAUAUUUUGCCAAAAGGAGCUGCAGUUAAGGAUGGGAGGCUUUUGUCUGGAGACAGAAUACUGGAGGUGAAUGGGAAGGACAUUGCUGGAAAGACUCAAGAGGAGCUGGUAGCCAUGCUCAGAAGUACUAAGCUUGGAGAGAGUGUUUCAUUGGUGGUGGCCCGGCAGGAUGAAACCUUUUUACCACGUGAACUGAAGGGAGAGACAGAAAAUCUUGUAUUUCCCCCGGACAACACGGCACAAAUGACAUUUGAGAUACCACUGAAUGAUACUGGUUCAGCCGGACUAGGAAUAAGCCUGAAAGGAAACAAGUCCAGAGAAACAGGCGCAGAUCUCGGGAUCUUUAUUAAAUCUAUCAUACAUGGAGGUGCUGCCUUUAAGGAUGGCCGUCUAAGAGUAAAUGACCAGCUGGUUGCUGUAAAUGGAGAAAGCUUAUUGGGAAAGUCAAAUCGAGAAGCUAUGGAAACACUAAGGAGGUCUAUGUCUAUGGAGGGAAAUAUCCGUGGCAUGAUACAGCUGGUUAUCCUUCGUAGACUGGAUUGGCAAAUGGAGGAACGAUUGGAAACUGUUCAAAGAAAUACUACAGAUAAUCUUGCCAUCUCUGAACAGAAUGGUGUGCAAGAGAAGCUGAAAGAUUCAUUGAGAUUUAAUGAUCAGAAUUCAGAGAAUGAAAUUCCACCCCCCAUCCCACCUUAUCCAAAGGAGCAUAUCAUUGUCGAAUCUCCUAAACUUAGGAAUGUAGCAGAAUCUCAAUCGACUGAUUCGCUGAACAUUAAAGCAUCAAGAAGCAUGGAUAUAGGGUCUCCUGGGAAAGACUUGGGGCCACGUCUGGGUCUUAAAAAAUCCAGUUCACUUGAGAGUCUACAGACUGCCUUUGCAGACGUCAAGAAAAAUGAGCUUCCCUUCUACAGACCCAGACCACAUAUGGUCCGUGGCAGAGGAUGUAAUGAAAGCUUCCGGGCUGCUAUUGAUAAAUCCUAUGAUGGACCAGAAGGAGAAGAAGAGGAUGCCCUGUCCGAUCUCAGCUCUCACUCUGGCCGAGAAUCCCCAAACAGUGAAUUUGUUCCACUAGGAAAUCAGGAGACCGAGGAUACUGAUAAAUCCAAAAAAGAAAAGAAAAAGAAAGAUGCUAAAAAAGAAAAGACCAAAACAAAAGGGAAAGAAAAGAAGAAAAAGGAUGAUGGGGAAGAGCAGGAGAAGAAAGCCAAGAAAAAGGGCUUUGGCGUUUUGGGCAGGCUUAUUAAGAAGAAAGAAGAGAAAGGUAACCAAAAGCAAAGCAUGCUGAAAGAGGAGGAAAAUGAAGUUGAAAAAAUGAAGGAAGAACGUGAAAGAAUUAACAUUAAGCACCAAGAACUUCGAGAACAGCAGGCCAAGAAUUCAUAUGGCUAUAACCGGAGUCAUGACAUGGAAGAUGAUGAUAUGGACCCUAAUUAUGCCAAAGUAAACCAUUUUCAAGAAGCUCCACCGCACCAUAAGGUGCACCGUCCUUAUUCCCCUCCAAUAACUGUCCCUCCAAGUUAUCCGUGGGAGAGCCAAGUACUGCCAGAGAGAGAAAAUCUUCAAGACACUUAUGCCAAGAUAAACAAAAAGCAGCAGGCACCAGAUAAAUCUGACAGGAAAGUACAUUUUGCUGUUAUCUGAAAAUGAGCCUAUGAUAAGGGACGAAGCAAAACCAAAGGACUACUUUAAACGUCCACAUGAAAUGUUGGGGUAUAAACAGUGAUAACACAAAGCUGGAAUACAUGAACAUGAAUGGCAUGUAUUUCAGCAGAACAGUUUAAAUCUGCCCCAAAAUUCUAAUUUUAUUGGAGGGAAGUCUCUUGAUCCUAAUUGCUUGAAUCUUUUUCCAUUGCAGUCACGCGUUGGAUUAAAAUGAACAAUCACACGUUAAUACACUAAAUCUGAUUUCAAAUUUAUACACUUUCUCUUUUUGUCUUAGGCAUAAUAAAUGAGCGGAAGACUGUUUAAAAUAGUGUAUCAGAGUUCCACCCAACAUUUGAUGCAAGGGCAGCAUUAUUUUGGAUCAAUACCUACAUUGAAAUUUGUACUGAGGCUUUGAAUGCGCAUUCUAGGGCAUUCGGCUUUUAAGUGUCAUUUCAGUGUUACACAGCCUUUGUGUUUAGGAGCAUUGUCCAACUAAAAGAUAAACUUUCAAGAUGAGAUCUUUGUAGCACAUAGCAUAUCUCCUCUCCAACAUGCGACAAAGCAUUCAAACAUAGCUUUGGAUGCUUUGGAACAUUGUAUAAAGUAAUGGUCUUGUAAAAACAUGAAGGGGUAAACCAUUCUUGUGCCGCUCUAAAAAUAUUGCUCUGACCAAAAUUCUACAUGGAGUAAAUUUUUUGAUGUAGUAGAGUCCAAAUUCAUGAAAUAGCUUGGGACACUAAUGAUGAAAUAAUACUGCAACAAUCUGCAUAUGAUGUUAGAAUAAUGCAACAGGUCCCAGUACACUUCACGCUUAGGCUAAUCAGGCUGAAACAUUGAAGUAUAAAUCUUAAUUUACUAUAAUACAAGGAAUUGCUUCAUUAUUGUUGGAUGGACAUGAAAGAGUUAAACUGCUGCUGUUAAAGCCCCUAUAACUAGUCUUGCUCUCACGUGUGCAGUAUAUUGUUGCCAAGCCUAGAGGCCAUUGUAUUGUUGUUUCUGCCUCAAUUAUUAUGACUGUCAUUUGGAAAGAAGCGAAUACAUUUUACUACAAAAAGAGAAAGAUGUUAAUUUCUAGAUAAAAUAUAAUGAAGCUUUUUCUCAAUCACAAAUGAUAGUUCUGGACAUGUUUCAUCUCAUGCUGAUUCUAUAAAAUUGCCCAGAAAUGUGAAAAUCCUGCAAAUCUUUUCUGUAUCGUACACAGACCCAUGUUUUCUAUCGUUGCUGUAUUCUGCAUAUGCUGGUCAUUUCUAUGGGGCAGAUUUAUUGAAGUGUGAAAAUUCUAGGAGUCACCCUGGUGCAUAAUGUCCAAUAACCAUGUAGUAGUUUAGUGUGGCAGUGAAACAACAGUGCUGAAUGUAUUCCUUUAGGCCCCAAAGUGAGACUGGAGUGUAGUUGGCAGAGUUUAGGAUGUUGUUCCCUUACCAAGAAAAGUGUAAAUUUAUUUUAUGCCCUUCCUUGUUACUAAAUAAACACUUUAGUCUAAAUGAAGCUUUCUAAAAAUGUAUGAACCCAUAUCAGUAAAAAGCAAAAAGUAAUUUAAAACAGAAUUAACUUCUGAUGUCCUCCAAGGUGACAAUUUUACUUGCUGUAAUUUACUGAGCCUUCUGAUUAAAGAUCUCAUCUUAUGAUUUGGCAUUUUAGUUCUGCAUCAGCCUCACCUGGGUCAGCUCAAAAUAGCAAGUCAUUUGUAGGCACUAUGACCUUCUAAAAUGGUAUCAACUGCCUUUGUAACCUGCCCUCUUGUUUGAGGCCAUAAUAUAUUAUCUAAGUGGAGAGAUUAUUGAAGUUCAUUUUCACUAUUCCUCCUCAUUCUGUCUUCAUUCAGGAGUUGGGUGUCAGAUGAAUGAUCCAAUAUAUCUUAUAGGAGGCUCCUUUUGCCUAGUAGAUGUAUUAGAGCACCUGAAAUCCUGUCUCUCUACAUGCAGAAUUUGUGCAAUUUGUACUGGGAUCCAUUAUUUCAGUGAGCUCUAAUACAUCUGCUAAGAAAGGGAGCCCCCCUAU